AUGAAGUUCGUUUCCCUCCUCGUUGCCUCACUCCUCCCCGCCGGCCUCAUGGCUGCCCCGGUCGACGGUGGUGGUGACAUAUCUAUGGUGGGUGCUGAACCUGCUCCUGGCACUACCGCUGCUCGCGACGUUGGCGACGAAAUCUUCAAGCGGUCCACCCGGGUUUGCACCAUUGUUGGUGGUUCUGCAACUGUGAACUGUCGCUCAGGGCCAGGCACCCAAUAUGGAAUCUCGGACACCGUGUACAGGGGAAAUGACUACAUUUUCACUUGUGUGAAGACUGGAGAAUGCAUCAUCAUCGGUGGAGAUCAAAACUGCGGUUGGCACAAGACUGGCGGCUGCUACGUGAACGGCCACUACACCGAUAACAGGUGCACUCGCGGUAUGCUAUCCCCUAAUUCCGCUUACUGGAUUCGCUUAAGCUAA
Messenger RNA from Fusarium redolens, 426 nucleotides. RefSeq lists its product as uncharacterized. The transcript is spliced from 2 exons. The record is from RefSeq and is a predicted model, not a curated record. Bases 1 to 426 code for a protein of 141 amino acids. NCBI's taxonomy places the organism in Eukaryota, Fungi, Ascomycota, Sordariomycetes, Hypocreales, Nectriaceae.